ACGGAGACGGAUGAAACUUAAUUUAUCGGUCAAAGUGUAAUUGAAUAUAUUCACUUUUUCCUCGCGGAACGCGCACACGCACCUGCACGGGACGACGCGGAGCCAAACAAAGUGGUUUUGACCAAAAUGGCCCGUUGGAACUGAAUAUUGGAUUCUCUUUGGGGCUUUAUUGAUGCCAGUAGUUCAGCAGAGGGCAUUGGGUUCACCCUCAGUUUGAAGUUCGAGAGCACUUCACGGACUUCUCUCUUAAUUGUUGCUUUGGAGAUUCAGCUUUGGUGACAAACUCCCACAGUGACCUGCUAGUUUCUGCUGGACUCCCUCCACGGUUCAGAGCUCUCCGUGCCUCCGUCUCCUCCCCGGACAAUGUGGCUCCCCCGUCUCGCGCUGCUGCUGCUCCGGUUCUCCGGGGUUCUGCUGGUGGAGGGCUUCAACACGUGCCACUCCAUCAACCUGGACGAGCAGAAGUCCCGGCGCAUCGAGGCGGUUCGCGGACAGAUUCUCAGCAAGCUGCGCAUUCGCAGCCCGCCGGACAAGGACGAGGCCCCGCCGCCUGGCUCCGUGCCCCCGGAGAUCAUGCUGCUCUACAACAGCACGCGAGAGCUGCUGAAGGAGCGCGCGCGCCUCGCCGAGUCCGCGUGCGAGCGCGAGAGCAGCGAAGAGGACUAUUACGCCAAAGAGGUGCAGAGGAUUGACAUGCUGCCCCCCCGCACCGACACAAAUGUGGUACUGCCUGUAACCCUAGACCCCCAUUACCGAGUCGUCCACUUUGACGUCAGUGGCGUGGACCUGACCAACAGCACCCUGGUCAAGGCUGAGUUCAGGAUCUUCAGAGCUCCCAACCCGCAGGCCCGGGCCUCAGAGCAGAGAGUGGAGAUCUAUCAGCUGCUGAAGCCAGAUGAAGAGAGCAUCUCCACUCAACGUUAUAUUGACUCCCGCACCGUUCAGCCGAAGGAGAAGGGAGCCUGGAUCUCUGUGGCCGUUACCGAAACCAUAAAGGACUGGGUGUCAGAUCCAGAGAACAAUCUUGGCCUCAAGUUGGGCGUCCACUGUCCCUGCUGCACCUUCGUCCCGUCCACCAACAACAUUGUUCCCAACAAGAGUGAGGAGCUGGAGGCUCUCUUUGCAGGUGUAGAUGACGAGCAUCUUCGUCAGAUAAGAAAGCCCGGUCAGGUCAAAGGCCAGGCGGAUUUCAGCACCAAGACACCGCAUCUCAUCCUCACCAUCCUGCCCAGUGACAGAGUGGACAGCCCGGCCAGGAAGAACCGCAAGAAGAGGGCUGCCGCCACUGACACCACGACCUGCUCCCGGGGCUCAGACCAGGGAUGCUGCCUGCGCUCGCUCUACAUCGACUUCAGGCGGGACCUCAACUGGAAGUGGAUCCAUGAGCCCAAAGGUUACAAAGCCAACUUCUGUGCCGGCAACUGUCCUUACCUCUGGAGUGCCAACAACCACUAUAACAUGAUCCUGCCCCUGUACAACAAGCUGAACCCUGAGGCCUCCGCCUCGCCCUGCUGCGUUCCUCAGGACCUGGAGCCCCUCACCAUUAUGUACUUCAUAGGACGCACACCACGUGUUGAGCAACUCUCCAAUAUGGUCGUCAAGUCCUGCAAGUGCCGCUGAGUUCAGCGGAAGAGGUGAGGGAGGAGAAUGACUACGGGACCAAGACUACAAACUGUUUCGGUCGGGGGAGGAAGACGAGAGGUGGAUCUCUGUUCAUUAAUCUUCUCUGUUUGAUCACCUUUAGCAGACUUUUGAGAUGUAACAUUUUUGCUCAAAUAUCCCUUUUUUUUGGCAUGAAAACUUCUUCAUUCUCUGGAACUGUGCGAUUGAUACAGGACACUGUUAA
Molecule: messenger RNA, 1846 nt
Organism: Cyclopterus lumpus (lumpfish)
Lineage: Eukaryota; Metazoa; Chordata; Actinopteri; Perciformes; Cyclopteridae
Gene: tgfb5
Product: transforming growth factor, beta 5
Exons: 8
Coding region: 364-1620 (418 amino acids)
Biological process (GO): BMP signaling pathway; SMAD protein signal transduction; transforming growth factor beta receptor signaling pathway
Cellular component (GO): extracellular region
Molecular function (GO): growth factor activity; cytokine activity; type II transforming growth factor beta receptor binding
Source: RefSeq, a predicted model, not a curated record